CAAUAACUGGUGUAAUAAUCAUUUUUCAAUUAGUAAGACUGAAGAUGAAUGCAUUGGGGAGUCCAAGACAGUUCAUUGCAAGAUGCAGUGUGGGUGCAAGGCUUCAUACCAGUGCAUCACUUCAGGAAAUACAGAAAUUAACACGUUUGCGUGUUGUGGAUAACAGCAAGCUAGGGAAGGCAGCUAUGAUGGAAGGAAGGCCACCCAGAUGUAUUCACAUAUACAAUAAGAAAGGCAUUGGUUAUACAGGUGACAAGGUGCUGGUUGCCAUAAAAGGUCAAAAGAAGCAAGCGAUACUCACCGGUUGUCAUCAGAAUCAGAAACCACUGAUGCCCAAGUUUGAUAGUAAUAACAUCGUUUUAAUUGAUGAAAGUGGUUCUCCAAUUGGUAGCAGGAUACUUGUUCCCAUUCCAACAAUGCUUCGCCACAAACUUACUGAUAUGUCACGACCUAAGGGGGCAGAUUAUACGAAAAUCUUAUCAAUUGCAACAAGGUUUGUGUAAAAGAAUGUUUAUAAAAAAUAUAUUGUAUGAAUAAAUAAGUUUUCAUCAA
Molecule: messenger RNA, 552 nt
Organism: Homarus americanus (American lobster)
Lineage: Eukaryota; Metazoa; Arthropoda; Malacostraca; Decapoda; Nephropidae
Gene: mRpL14
Product: 39S ribosomal protein L14, mitochondrial-like
Exons: 3
Coding region: 45-503 (152 amino acids)
Biological process (GO): translation
Cellular component (GO): mitochondrion; ribosome
Molecular function (GO): structural constituent of ribosome
Source: RefSeq, a predicted model, not a curated record